Messenger RNA from Salvia miltiorrhiza (redroot sage), 779 nucleotides. RefSeq lists its product as uncharacterized. The record is from RefSeq and is a predicted model, not a curated record. The transcript has 2 exons. The coding region runs from base 167 to 676 and encodes 169 amino acids. Gene Ontology annotation, cellular component: chloroplast. Lineage: Eukaryota; Viridiplantae; Streptophyta; Magnoliopsida; Lamiales; Lamiaceae.
GAGAGUUAAAAAGUUGCUGAAAUACGGACAUUAUUAAAGAAUGUGAAAUCUCACCAAAAGUGUUCAAUGUCCAGUUUGGACCUUAUCUUUUUCCAAUUUCUAAAAUUGUAAUCCUAAAAAACAUCGAGCCUUAUCCUUCUUCGCAUUCACAUCUACUCCAUUUCCAAUGAUUCCCAUGUUAAGGCAAUUGGGUAAAUGGACUUCAAAUUCCAUACCACUAUUCCCUCGUCCUUACACAUUUUUAUACACCCAAACAGCCCAUUCCUACUCCUCUCCCUCUUCCCAGAAUCUUCUAAAACUCCGAAUUAAACGAGCUAACACAACUCCAUAUCGUGCAAGAAGAAGAGUAAUAUACGAUGAUGAUGACGAUGAAGAUUAUGGGUAUAAUGAAGAGUUAGCAAUGCUCGAGUCUUACACACAAUUGGUGAAAGAUGAGGUUCUUUUGGUACAAGCAAUGGUGGAUGAGGAGCAAGUUGAAGUUCUUAUCUACAAGGGAUUUUCGUCGUGCCUGAAUUAUGGGACGUCUUCAAAUCCAUCAAGAAGUGUUCUACCAGCAAAGGCAAUGGUGAAAAGCAUAGACAGAGCAAGAGGGCCUCUAAAUCCAUCCAACAUUCAGUAUAUUGAACGAGGCCUCACUUUUCAUCAAUUUAAAACUCGCCUCCCCCACCAAACUUGACUCCUCCCUCUCCUUUCACAUAUUUAUAUUUUGUCAUAAUCAAUUUUUUAUUAUUAUUAUUACUAGACAUUUUUAUUACAAUAUCAUUUGCAAUUGCAACAUA